AGUAUUUGUGGCCGCAGAAGAAGAAGAUCAAACUACCGUAAAGUAGCAGCAGAAGAAGAAGAAGAAGCGGCUUUGUGACACAAGCUAGCGAUAUCGCCUCGACCAGUAUCUGUCCGGCCCUGAGAGGCAGUAAACAUAGAUACAAUCCCCGUUGAAGACGGUUCCUGUUUUUGAAUUGUGUCGACACAGAAUCCAGGGCAUCGUUGAAGUUAAUGAUUGUGGACGACAAUUUAAAGAAGCUUAUUAUCGAACCAUCAAACCCUUUCAAGCAUUUGGCACGCACGAAGAAACCAGCAAACCCUUUUGGAUUGAGCCAUGUCUCGCAGAAGAAGCCGCAGCGCAUCCCCAGGAAGUUUUUCGCGCUCCUGCAGCAGUAAUGACCCUAGAGAUUUGGAGAGACGGAUUUUUGUUGGGAAUUUGCCGACCUCCGACAUGGAAAAGAAGGAUUUGGAAGAACUGUUCAGCACAUAUGGGAAAGUAAUCGGCGUGUCCAUGUUUCGCGGGUUCGGAUUUGUACAAUUUGAACGGGUUGAGGAAGCCGAAGCUGCAAAGGUGGCUCAAAAGGGUCGACUGUAUAAAGGUUAUAAAAUAGAUGUAAAUAUGGCAGUGGAGCGACGGCAACCUAAACCUCAAUCCCAGCAGAGCCCUCCACGAAGGGCCCCGUACAGCAGCUAUGGAGACGGCAAAGAGCCCCGGCCUCGGUCACGCUCACCUGUUUAUGCGCGUGAGCCUCGGGAAAGUCGUGACGGACGAGAGUCUCGGGACAGCCGAGAAGGACGAGAGCCUCGGGACAGCCGAGAAGUGAGGGAACCGGGAAGGGAGAGAGAACCAGGGAGGGGCCAGUCUCGUGACCAUGAUUACCGGUACCGUACCUCAGAGAGCAGAGACAAGGACCCUCGUGAUCCUGCGUACAGGUGACUACUGACACUGAGCCCAUUAGUUUGAAAUCCACCUUUUGCAUCUUUGUCUGACCUUGAAAUGUCUCCAUGCAGCAGGGAAGAAUAUGACCGACUCUACCGCAGUGGCAGCGGUGCAGAAGAGUUUUACCGGAGGAAGGAAGAACCCUUCAGGGAGCCGUUCAGAGAUCCCUGGAACGGGCGCCGUGAGUCAGAGGCCGCAGCGGUAGAUGAUCGUGCGAGACCAGAAGAGCGUCGGCGUAAUGAAUUGUAUCGACAGUACUACGAAGAACUCCAGCGACGCUACGACACAGACCGCCCGGUCGACUGCUCCGUGAUUGUCGUCAACAAGGCGCAAAAUCGGGAGUAUGCGGAGACGGUUGGGAGGAAAAUCCGUGAUGUGGGCAUGGUGGUGGAUCUGAUCUUCCUCAACACGGAAGUGUCGCUAACACAAGCCCUGGAGGAUGUCGGCCGAGCUCGCACUCCCUUUGCCAUCAUCAUUACCCAGCAGCACCAGGUGCACCGCUCCUGCACUGUCAACAUCCUGUUCGGCACACCGCAAGAGCAUCGAAACAUGCCAAUGCAGGACGCCAUGAUGCUGGUUUCCCACAAUUAUGACACCUACAAAGUUGAAAACCGCGAAAAAGAACGCGAGGAGAUUGCCAGAAAGGCUGCCAAGAUGGCGGACGAUGUGUUACUCAGGGAGCCUGACAGAGAGGGCCAUCCCGUCUCUGUGCUCACCUCCAUCACACUGCUGUCUGAGAACAGAUUUGUCACCCCAGAGGAAUUGGACGGUCUCAUUGCCUACCUGAACGACAAAAGAGGACGGCUGCUGCGAAGCACUGCAGACCCUCUUGCAGCUGCAGCUCCAGCCUCAGCCCACCAUGACGUCCCCUCCUCAGUCGCAGGACUGCCCCCCCCCACCCACUCCACCCACAACCCCCCACAGUCCAGCCACCUCGGCCUAUCGGCUGCUUCCAGCGCUGCCCCCAACAGCAGCCACCAGCAGGAGCUGCAGGCCAAGAUCCUCAGCCUGUUCAACAGUGGGCUGACAGCCAGCCAGCCCCCCCCCGUCCCCCAGCCCAAGCCCUACGGCUCGCUCGGCCCUCCCCCCUCCAUGAAUCCAACGCGUCCACCCAUGCCCGGCCCCCCUUCAGCCCAGGGUUAUGGCGCCCUUCAGGGCCGCAUGCAGGUCCCCCAGGGUGGCCAAAGACCCCCCACCUCUGCCUCAGGUAUUAAUUUUGACAGCCCGAGCGUACAGAAGGCUCUUGACACCCUCAUUCAGAGCGGACCGUCUCUCAACCACCUGGUGGGCAGCUCCGCCCCUCAGCAGCCGCCCCCAAGGUCAUCCCCUGGUAUGGGCCAAGCCCCCCCGAUGUCCAUGUACCCCCGGCAUUACUGAUGUCCGUAGUGAAUAACAUACUCCCCUCUCCCUGUGACACCUCAGACCCCCCACUAAUUCUCUGUGCAGUGAAAUAACCGCCUGUGUAAAGGUAGAUCGUACAGUUGAGUGUUUUGUUAAAGCUUUUAAUCUUCUUUUGUUAUUAUGAAUUUUGUGUUCAGUUGAUUUAGACAACUUGGCGGGAUUAGCUAAUGUUCUGUUUUUUUUAUUAUUAGUCGGAAGAUAAUUAUUGAGUCUUCUUAAAUGUGAGUUAAACUGAGGCAUGUGUAUCAGUUUGUUUUUGAUGGACUCCUUUGUUCUUUUCCAACCAUGAUGUGUUUUUAUAGUUUUGCACAUAGUGGUUUUUUUUUCUAUUUGUAACAAUUUCAUUGUAAAAGAAUGAUUUAAAAACUCGAGACACAAUUGCUGUAAUAAAAUGGUAUUGGUUUAUU
Molecule: messenger RNA, 2729 nt
Organism: Gymnodraco acuticeps
Lineage: Eukaryota; Metazoa; Chordata; Actinopteri; Perciformes; Bathydraconidae
Gene: ncoa5
Product: nuclear receptor coactivator 5
Biological process (GO): regulation of signal transduction
Cellular component (GO): nucleoplasm
Molecular function (GO): RNA binding
Source: RefSeq, a predicted model, not a curated record